Mus pahari (shrew mouse) is the source of this 759-nucleotide messenger RNA. RefSeq names its product casein beta (gene Csn2). Gene Ontology annotation, cellular component: extracellular region. NCBI's taxonomy places the organism in Eukaryota, Metazoa, Chordata, Mammalia, Rodentia, Muridae. The coding region runs from base 1 to 759 and encodes 252 amino acids. The record is from RefSeq and is a predicted model, not a curated record. The transcript is spliced from 7 exons.
AUGAAGGUCUUCAUCCUUGCCUGCCUUGUGGCACUUGCUAUUGCAAGAGAGACGAAUACAUUUACUGUAUCCUCUGAGACUGAUAGUAUUUCCAGUGAGGAAUCUGUUGAACAUAUCAAUGAGCAGAAACUUCAGAAGGUGAAUCUCAUGGGACAGCUGCAGGCAGAGGAUGUGCUCCAGGCUAAAUUUUACCCCAGCAUCCAGUCACAGCCCCAGGCCUUUCCAUAUGCUCAGGCUCAAACCAUCUCUUGCAAUCCCCUCCCACAAAACAUCCAGCCUAUUGCUCAGCCCCCUGUGGUGCCAUCUCUUGGGCCUGUCAUUUCUCCUGAACUGGAAUCCUUCCUUAAAGCUAAAGCCACCGUUCUUUCCAAGCACCAGCAGAUGCCCUUCUUUAACUCUGAAACUGCCCACAGCCUCUUAGGCUCUCAAAUCCCCAGCCUUGCCGGUCUUGCUAAUGUGCACCUUCCUCAGUCUCUGGUCCAGCUCCUGGCCCAGGCUUUUCCUCAGACUCCCCUGGUUUCUGCUCAGACCCAGCUGUCUCUUCCUCAGUCCAAAGUUCUGUACCUUCUGCAGCAAGUAGCACCCUUCCUUCCAGAAAACAUGUCUGUCCAGGACCGUCUGCAGUACCUAGAAUUUCUGCUUAACCCCACAGUCCAAUCACCUGGCACUCAACUUCAUUCCGUUUCUCCUCGGAUACUUGAACAGACAGAACAAGAAAGAAAUCUUGAUGAGCAACUGAUGCUUGAAGAAGGUGUUUAA